AUGGCGACAUCAUACUCUACGAACAAUGCUUUCCUGUCUUCUCUGAUGUUCUUUCUAUUAAUCGGUUCUUCGUACGCAAUAACGACCGCAAACAUAAAUGCGAUAUGCGGCAAAACGCUAAACCCAUCUUUCUGUCUGAAAUUCCUAAAGUCCAACCCGAAGAUCCUGGCCGCCGGCCUUCCCGCUGUUGCGAAGAUCGCUAUUGAUUCGGCGCAAACAAGUGCAUCAAAGACAUUUAAGAGGAUCCAGUCCAUUGUCCAGAAGACAACCGACCCGAAAUCAAAGCAGGCGUAUACAUCGUGCUUAGACAAUUAUGAAUCGGUUGUCGACACCCUGGAUGAAGCCAAGGAGCAUCUGGCGGCUGGGGAUCCAGUGAGUGUGAACGUCAAGGUUUCGGCCGCUAUGGAUGGUCCAGACUCAUGUCUAGACGACCUCAAGAACGUCAAAGCUGAUCCUUCGGUUGUGAAGAGCAGCGAGUAUAUCGGGAAUGUUUGUGGAAUCACUCUUGUUAUCGCGAACAUGUUACCCAGGCGCACGUAAUCUAUGAAAUGAUGAUAUUAAUCUAAUUUAUAAUCAACGGGCUUGUAACAUUGAUUUACAAACAAUAUCAGCACGAAUAA
Tarenaya hassleriana is the source of this 620-nucleotide messenger RNA. RefSeq names its product pectinesterase inhibitor 1-like. Gene Ontology annotation, biological process: negative regulation of catalytic activity. Lineage: Eukaryota; Viridiplantae; Streptophyta; Magnoliopsida; Brassicales; Cleomaceae. Gene Ontology annotation, molecular function: pectinesterase inhibitor activity. Bases 1 to 540 code for a protein of 179 amino acids. The record is from RefSeq and is a predicted model, not a curated record. The transcript has a single exon.